Molecule: messenger RNA, 1717 nt
Organism: Cuscuta epithymum
Lineage: Eukaryota; Viridiplantae; Streptophyta; Magnoliopsida; Solanales; Convolvulaceae
Source: the annotation of a GenBank genome assembly
UCUGUGAGACCGUUCUGUAAUAACCCAGUCCGUACGGGGCGGAUGCUGGGAGGCAACCCAACAAGGCGAUUUAUACAACCCAAACUUAGGACCGAAUGGCGCAACUUAUUGGAAGAUCCUAGCUGCAAAAUGGCGGCACCGCAACUAUGCAAAACCAAAUCUCAACACCCGUCUUUCACUUGUAUGUCCAUUAACGAAACCCAAUCUGCAUAGCGUAGCUCUACCUCUACACAUAUAGCUGAGUAAAACAAAAAGAACGGACUUUGUCGAGAAAUUGAAGGGUUGGUUGCGAAAAUGGGCGGCAGGGAAAGAGCUCAGAAUUUUGUGAGUUUCAGUGAACAGGACGACGAUUCCUCGUAUCUUGAUUGCACUAAAGAAUCUAUGCUUCACUGUCAGUUUCACUUUUCCUGUUCUGAAGCUGCGAUUUCUGCCUCUGAUGACGGCGGGAAUGGAACUUCUGCAGUCCUUCCUAGUACACGAAUUCGAUCUCCUUCGUACUCCUGCAUAUGUAUGUCGUUAUUAGAGUUCUGGGUUUUUAGGGCUGUUUUGAUUUCAUUUGGGAUUCGCAGGAGGAAGAUUCGGUUCCUGGAAAGCUGCGGUCUUUACAGCUUCUCAGAGGCAAGAACUGGAGAGGCAGACUUUAGUGUACAAAUACAUAAUCUCAUUCGUUCCUGUUCCUCCACAGCUUCUUUUUCCUUUUCUGGGAACCCAAUCCAACAGUAAUAUUCCUCAAUUUCCUUUUUCCUUCAAUUUCUUGAAUUGUCACCCCCUCCCAAAUACGUAGUAAAAAGGAAAGGGCAUAUCUCUUAUUUUUUGAAGGGUUUUUUGUUUUGUUUCGAAUUGAAUCUUGAUGGGUAGUUUAUUCUACCAAAAGUUGCAAAAAGGGCUUAUCUUGGUUUUAUUUAUUUAUUCAUUUUUGGAUGACAAAGCUGGAUUGAAUUUGAAGAAUAAAGCCGGAUUGGAUCUGGAAGGGUGGAGGUGUAAGCGAACAGAUGGUAAGAAAUGGCGGUGCUCCAAGGAUGUAUUGCCCGAUAAGAAAUACUGCGAGCGACAUGCUCAUAAAAACCGACCCCGUUCAAGAAAGCAUGUGGAAAUCCAAUCUCAAAUCAGUUCUGGUAAUCAGAAGACUAACACUACGCCUAUUUGUCACUUUCAUGUGCCUCCUUCAUCUGAUCAAACCAGAAGUGGUGGUAGUACAUGCUCUUCAUCAACACUGGGAUUGAAGAGCACACAUAGAUCUCAUUAUAAUGAUGAGCACAACAUAUUGACCUCAAAUCAGAAUCCCGAUGGGGGUGGGCAAGAAUUAAGUGACUUGUUUCGCUACCACAACAUGAUAUUUCCUCAAGGGCAUUUGAAUACAAACCAUGAGAUAAUCCAGCCAGCACAGCAUUUCUUUGAUGGUCAAUCCAUCAGAGAUAAAGGUAAGCUAGACCAUGGAGUAGAAUCUUGGAGUUCAUCAUCAAUAAUGCCUGGUGGGCCUUUGGGUGAAGCCUUAGGUCUUGGCACUUCCUCAAAUUCGCCGUCACCUCUGUUGUCUUAGCAACAUAUAUCGAUUUGGGUGAGGAUGGUUGUUGUGCUCGCUUCGUUUAUUUCAUUUCACAAAUGUGCUAGAUGCAGGUUAAAAUUCUUAGCCUUUGAUUUUGUGAAUCUUAAAGUUGUGCAAAUGUGUGUUUUUGUUUUCUCUUCGGUUCGAAUGCGUUGUUCCCACUUCUUAGCA